Messenger RNA from Drosophila sechellia, 2739 nucleotides. RefSeq names its product nicotinic acetylcholine receptor beta1 (gene nAChRbeta1). Gene Ontology annotation, molecular function: acetylcholine-gated monoatomic cation-selective channel activity; transmembrane signaling receptor activity. Gene Ontology annotation, cellular component: postsynaptic membrane. The transcript is spliced from 4 exons. NCBI's taxonomy places the organism in Eukaryota, Metazoa, Arthropoda, Insecta, Diptera, Drosophilidae. Bases 444 to 2090 code for a protein of 548 amino acids. Gene Ontology annotation, biological process: monoatomic ion transmembrane transport. The record is from RefSeq and is a predicted model, not a curated record.
AUAAUAAGAUUAUGCUAACAUUAAAAAACAAAACUCAUAACUAACAUUCGUAGAGUGUAAAUGUGUUUUCGAGUUCUGUUCCUAACAAAUUCUUCAGUUUCGUUGCUGUCAUAAUCGUCCAUCUGAAAAAAAGCCAUAAAACAUCCACACAUUCGCCCAUUAACAGUCAGCAACACCCACAUACACACUCACAUGAACUGGCUGCUCCCCCGGCCACGCCCCCUCAGACUGACGAGGGGCGGGAGGAGGGGCGCAUUCAACGUUUCAGUUUCGGUUAUGCUUUGUAAAUAAUUACGUACACGUUGUCUUGACUUUGUAUGUUUGUAGUGAACUUGAUGCUAGAAAAUCAAAUACGAAAUACAAAUACUAACCCUAAACAAUUAAGAUUAAACAAGCAAAACAAACUAACCAACUAACUAACUAACUAACUAAAGUAAAGCCACAUGCGAAAUAAUGUCUUAACUACCUUCCCACCCGCUCUCUCUCUCGAUUUCUCGAUUGUGUACGCCAAAAUUCGAUUCGAUUUCGAUUCGUUUCGAAUCUCAAAUGAAAAUCGUACCCGUACUUCGUACCGUUCUCUAUCACACCACCAACCAACCAAACCACCAACCAACCAAACCACCAAUAAACCAACCACCAAACCACCACCAUCUGAUCACAAUCAAAACCGAAAAAAAACAAACGAAUUCCCGAAAAACAAAACCGAAAAUCGAAAACCGAUCAAGAAUGAGAAAAAUCAAAUUAUGAAAUCAAACGUUUGGUUACGUUUGGUUUGGUACGAUUACCAGCUGCAGUGGGAUGAGGCCGACUACGGCGGCAUCGGGGUGUUGCGUCUGCCCCCCGACAAGGUUUGGAAGCCGGACAUUGUGCUCUUCAAUAAUGCCGAUGGCAACUACGAGGUGCGCUACAAGUCCAACGUGCUGAUUUAUCCCACGGGAGAGGUCCUGUGGGUUCCUCCGGCCAUUUACCAGAGCUCCUGCACCAUCGAUGUGACGUACUUCCCCUUCGAUCAACAGACCUGUAUCAUGAAGUUCGGAUCGUGGACCUUCAAUGGAGAUCAGGUCUCAUUGGCGCUCUAUAAUAACAAGAACUUUGUGGAUCUGUCGGAUUACUGGAAGUCCGGCACCUGGGACAUUAUAGAGGUGCCCGCCUAUCUGAACGUCUACGAGGGCGACAGCAACCACCCCACGGAGACUGACAUCACAUUCUACAUCAUCAUCCGGCGAAAGACUCUCUUCUACACUGUGAAUUUAAUUCUGCCCACGGUGCUGAUUUCCUUCCUCUGCGUCUUGGUAUUUUACCUGCCAGCCGAGGCCGGCGAAAAGGUUACGCUCGGAAUUAGCAUUUUGUUGUCACUGGUUGUGUUCCUGUUGCUGGUGUCGAAGAUUCUGCCACCGACGUCGCUGGUGCUGCCACUGAUCGCCAAAUAUUUGCUGUUCACCUUCAUCAUGAACACUGUUUCCAUCCUGGUGACCGUGAUCAUCAUCAACUGGAACUUCCGGGGGCCACGCACCCACCGCAUGCCCAUGUACAUCCGCUCCAUCUUCCUACACUACCUGCCCGCCUUUCUCUUCAUGAAGCGCCCUCGGAAGACUCGCCUGCGCUGGAUGAUGGAGAUGCCCGGAAUGAGCAUGCCCGCCCAUCCCCAUCCCUCCUACGGCUCGCCCGCGGAGCUGCCCAAGCAUAUCAGCGCCAUCGGCGGCAAGCAAUCUAAGAUGGAGGUCAUGGAGUUGUCCGACCUGCAUCACCCCAACUGCAAGAUCAACCGCAAGGUUAACAGCGGUGGGGAACUUGGCCUGGGUGACGGUUGUCGCCGGGAGAGCGAGUCCUCCGACUCCAUCCUGCUCUCUCCGGAGGCUAGCAAGGCCACCGAGGCGGUGGAGUUCAUUGCCGAGCACUUGCGGAACGAGGAUCUGUACAUUCAGACCCGCGAAGAUUGGAAGUACGUGGCCAUGGUGAUCGAUCGCUUGCAGCUAUAUAUCUUUUUCAUUGUGACCACGGCCGGAACGGUGGGCAUUCUGAUGGAUGCUCCGCAUAUUUUCGAGUACGUGGAUCAGGAUCGCAUCAUCGAGAUUUACAGGGGAAAGUAAGCGAGUGACGACUUGGAGCAGCCGGGGGCUGAUUGAAAUGGUUAACAGCAUUGCAAACGCAACAAUAAUAAGCAAACGAGGUAUUGAGACAGAGGAAAACAAUGAAAAUUGCAACAAUUAAUGCGGAUUUUUAGAUUUUAAUAAUUAAUGAACACUAAACGAUACUUGCUUGAGCAGAAUUAACACCUAAAAUAACUAACUAAUAUUAACUUUUUGGUAAACACACGAAUUGGAACACAGAACACACACUAAGCAGUCGUCGAGUAAAACAAAUAAGCAAAUAACUCACCAGCAACAAAUGUUAAACAAAUAAAUCAAAACAAAGUAAACCAACCUAGUGGAAUUGUGAGUAAAUUUAUAAUUUUUAAAACGAACUUAGCUAAUAUGGACAUCUAGAAUGAAGUUUAGUUUAAGAGCAAUAAAUAGCGAGCAAGCGUUUCCCAAAUAAUUUGUUAUGUUGUGCCAGGAACUUAAUCAUAAGUAAUCGCAGUUUUACGCAUGAGAUUUAAGAAUGGAAUACAUCCCGAAUCAAUUUGUAAAUGCUUCUCACACGAUCGCAGCUAGCAAAAAGAUCGACUUAAUCGUAGGCUCCGAAGAUCCGGAGACCCGGAGCCUACAUGAAACCAAUAAAAAUGCAAAGUUAAUUAAG